AUGUCUGCUCCAUGGCCUUUCGUGGCAUGGGGAAUGGAUAUGAUUGGACCAAUAGAACCAAAAGCAUCGAAUGGUCAUAGGUUCAUCCUGGUGGCCAUUGAUUAUCUUACAAAGUGGGUGGAAGUAAUAACUUUUAAGUCAGUGACCAAGAAGGUCGUGGUGGAUUUCAUUCAUUUCAACGUCACCUGUCGAUUUGGUAUUCCAAAGGUAAUUGUUACCGAUAAUGCUGCAAAUCUCAACAGUCGUUUAAUGCAAGAGGUAUGCCAUCAAUUUAAGAUUGAGCAUCGAAAUUCGACUCCGUAUCGCCCAAUAGCAAAUGGGGCUGUAGAAGCUGCUAACAAAAAUAUAAAAGAGUUACUUCGUAAAAUGGUGCAAGGUUCUCGACAAUGGCGUGAAAAGUUGUCUUUUGCUUUGUUGGGUUAUCGCACUACAGUUCGUACUUCAGUGGGUGCCACCCCCUAUUCGUUGGUAUAUGGGACUGAGGCAGUUAUACCUGCAGAGGUUGAGAUUCUGUCCCUACGGAUUGUUGUAGAGGCUAAAAUUGAUGAUGAUGAGUGGAUCAAAACACGGUUGGAGCAAUUGAGUUUGAUUGAUGAGAAGCCAUUGACAUCAGUAUGCCAUGGACAAUUGUACCAGAAAAGAAUGGCACGAGCAGACAACAAAAAGAUGCAUCCCAGACGUUUCGAAGAGGGUCAAUUAGUGUUGGGACGUAUUCUGCCACACCAGACUGAAGUCAAAGGCAAAUUUUCUCCAAAUUGGAAAGGACGAUUCAUUGUAAAGAAGGUAUUAUCCAAUGGUGCUCUUUACUUAGCAGAUAUAGAAGGCAAAAUGACAGAAAUGGUCAUCAAUGCUGAUGUUGUGAAGAGAUAUUAUAUAUGA
Solanum stenotomum is the source of this 879-nucleotide messenger RNA. RefSeq lists its product as uncharacterized. NCBI's taxonomy places the organism in Eukaryota, Viridiplantae, Streptophyta, Magnoliopsida, Solanales, Solanaceae. Gene Ontology annotation, biological process: DNA integration. The transcript has a single exon. The coding region runs from base 1 to 879 and encodes 292 amino acids. The record is from RefSeq and is a predicted model, not a curated record. Gene Ontology annotation, molecular function: nucleic acid binding.